Molecule: messenger RNA, 3130 nt
Organism: Tyto alba (common barn owl)
Lineage: Eukaryota; Metazoa; Chordata; Aves; Strigiformes; Tytonidae
Gene: KLHDC8A
Product: kelch domain containing 8A
Exons: 7
Coding region: 1320-2372 (350 amino acids)
Molecular function (GO): protein binding
Source: RefSeq, a predicted model, not a curated record
GAGAUUUUUCUCUGAAGGCAGUGGUUUAUCUAAUAGGCUUCUCUGUCAGGCUGGUGGCUGUCUGCAUCUCUGUUUUAACCUGCUCCCGGUGACAGGGAGGAACGUGUGGGCAGCUGGCAGUUGGUAGGUGAUAUGGGGAGCAGCGAUGUCCUGGGAGCACAGCUCCUGAUGGGGCUGUGACAGGCGUCCUGGCUCUGACCCCCUCCCCAGAUCCGGUGAUGGAAAUCUGGGUUCACACCACUGAAGUCAGCGAAGCGGAGCGUCAGCUGGAUAUGGCUCAAGUGAAGGCGUGAUGGGAUGCCAGGAAGAAGCGUGGUGGUCUCCUGGAUCUUUGUGGUAUCCCUGGAAUAAACUGCUCCUGAAGCGAGGGUUUGAGCGGGUGAUGCGCUGUGAGGCACAGCAGUGAUCUGCUGCUGGGGCUGCAAACGUGCUGGAGACUUUCAUGGAACCCUAGAAUGCUUUGGGUUGGAAGGGACGUUAAAGAUCAUCUAGUUCCAACCCCCCAGCCGGGGACACCUUCUAUUAGACCAGGUUGACCAAAGCCCCAUCCAACCUGGCCAUGGGCACUUCCAGGAAGGGGGCAAAUGCCCCUGCUUGUAUUGAUUUUUUUCAGAGCAAGUUGGACAAACACGGUACAGGAUCAGUUUGUAGUGAGUUGUAUCUGCCUCAGGCUGGGUGAGGAUUUAGGGGGGUCUCUUUCUGUUUCUAGCCUGGGGUUCCUCCCAGGAGGGAGUGUGUGUGUGUUAUGAGUAAGUGUGGCUGAGGCUGCGUACAGCGAUGUCUUGGGGCUGGUUAUCAUCAGCAUGAGCAUUAAAAAUAGAAGAUUUUGGAGUAUUUCCAUGGCUUUUCAUCUUGUGGAACCUUUUUGCACCUCCUUCAAUUUGGAGAGGUGUAUAUGGGACCCCUUUUCACUCUGUGCUCAGGCAGCGGCACUGCAAUGCAAUAUUUAGGGUAGUACCUAAGCUGAAAGAGCACCCUGAUACCAGGAGGGUGGAGAUUUUGGCUUCAGCUGGGCUGUGUGCUGGCCCUCUGUAGCUGAGGGAAUUUCAAACCCGGAGCAGCAACACUUCUAAAUCCUGGGGGGAGGCGAGAUAGGAAGGAAAGCGAAAGCAGCUGCAUUCGUCAGCACCAAGAUCUCUCUCCACCGUUCAGCCCAUCUCUCACUUUAAUACCCACCAGCAUCAAAUCAUUGCAGGAUCGGUCUCUGCAAGAGCUUCUGAGGCAGAUCUGGAACUGCAGGAUUAAUGGAGACGCAGUGAAAGCGUAGCCAGCCCCCUCCCGUGGGCCGGGCCCGAUGCUGCCUCGCCGCGCCAGCCACCAUGGAGCCAGCGAGUACCAAAGACUUCCAGUGGAAAACCCUCGCCCCACUCCCGAGCUGCAGGGUCUACUCGACCUUGGUGGAAGCUGGCGGGCAGGUGUUUGCCAUCGGAGGCUGCGAUGACAACGGUGUCCCCAUGGACUGCUUCGAGGUCUACUCCCCCGAGGCUGACCAGUGGACCUCGCUGCCCCCCAUGCCCACGGCCCGGGCGGGGGUGGCCGUGGCCACCUUGGGCAAGAGGAUCAUGGUGAUAGGAGGGGUCGGAGUGAAUCAGAUGCCGCUGAAGAUAGUGGAGAUGUACAACAUAGACGAGGGCAAGUGGAAGAAGAGGAACUCGCUGAGAGAGGCAGCCAUGGGCAUCUCGGUGACGGCGAAAGACUACAGAGUCUACGCGGCUGGUGGGAUGGGAUCUGACCUACGGCCACACAACUACCUGCAGCACUAUGACAUGCUCAAGGACAUCUGGGUGUCGCUGGCAGCCAUGCCCACACCCAGGUACGCUGCCACAUCCUUCCUGCGAGGCACCAAGAUCUACGUGCUGGGUGGGAGGCAGUCCAAGUACGCUAUCAAUGCCUUCGAGGUCUUUGACACAGAGACCAGGUCGUGGACCAAGUUUCCCAACAUCCCCAACAAAAGGGCCUUCUCCAGCUUCGUGCCCACAGAAGACAAACUCUUCAGUCUCGGGGGCCUGCGGCAGGGACGGCUCUACCGGCAGCCCAAGUUCAUGAGGACCAUGGACAUAUUUGACAUGGAACAAGGUGGCUGGAUGAAGAUGGAGCGUUCCUUCUACCUGAAGAAAAGGCGAGCAGAUUUUGUGGCUGGCUACCUGAAAGGCAGAGUCAUUGUGGCUGGGGGACUAGGAAACCAGCCGACCGUCCUGGAGUCCACAGAGGCCUUCCACCCCAAGAAGAACAAGUGGGAGAGCCUGCCCCCCAUGCCCACCCCGCGCUGCGCCUGCUCCAGCAUCGUGGUCCGGAACUGCCUGCUGGCUGUCGGCGGGGUGAGCCAGGGCCUGAGCAGUGCCGUGGAGGCCCUGUGCCUCUCCGAUUCCUAGCCAGGUCCUGGCUGGCAGAGGCUCCUGCCCCUCCAGCAGCGGUGCUGGUGGUGCUGGUGGUGGUGCUGGGCAGCUCCCAGCAGCGCUGAGGCUGGGGGAGCACAACCCGAGCUGCCCUGGGAGCCUGGUCGCUAAACCCAACCUUGCUCUGAGCCAGGGCUGCUGCUCCUCUCCCUGCUGGGCCCAGCCCCAUGGAGCAAAGGAGCACUUUGGCCAGGGGUCCCCUCCCAUCCCCUUCAGAGCUCGAUGGAGGAAACCCAGAUGAAGGAACUGCGCUGGUGUGCCAUGUCUCCUGCCAGCAGGAAGGACUCUGGGGCUCAGGGCAUGGGCAAGUGUCUCCCUGCAGCCAGCCUGACCCACUUCCAAAGGUGACGGGUUUGGAGGUAUUAGGAGUAUCCAGACAAGCCGGUGGUGGUUCAGGGAGAACUGUGGUGAUGGUGCCCUGUCCGAGCAUCCUGGGAUCUAGGUGUGCUUCCCUGCACAGAUCCCCUUGGCUUGCAACAAGGGAAGCUCCUAAUGUGCAGCCAGAUUCAGGGGAUCAUUCUUUUGCCUUCAUAGCAAGGCUUUUCCUGCAAACCUGUAGCCGUGGACUGUCACUCUGGCAGAAGCUGCAGCGAGGGGCUGCCAGUGCUCCUGGGAGGGGUUGAAUGCCCAAGGGACCAUUUUGACUAAAGGGAAGGACCUUACUUUUGGCACAGGUCUUGCCUUUGCUGGGUUUCAUGCAGAGGUGGCCUCAACCUACAAUGUUCCAAACCGGU